AUGAUACUGUCCUUGUUGACUCAUGCCCUGCUAGGAAGUAGUUUCUUUUGGAAUGGCUUCGUUGGAGCUCUUGAGGAUACGAAGCAUGGCAGCAACCAAGAGGCUUUGGGAUUCGGCAUAGAUGGGGAAAGGUAUAAGACAGCUUGUCCAGAUUACAAACAUUACUCUGUAGUCCCUCAUCGACCCUUGAGCAAGGGACCAUUGGCUUUACCAUAUCAACGACCCUCGCCACACUGUCGAACGUUUUCAUCGUCCCUUGUAGAGGAAAUCAUCGAGGAGAUCAGCGCCCGGAUGGAGGAUAAAGACCUGGCAAGGAUAUUCGAAAACGCUUUCCCGAACACCUUGGAUACUACAGUCAGAUGGCACGUCGAUUCGACAGAGAAGCACAAGCGUUACCGCGAUGGAUCAUGGGAAGGAGCGCAGAGCUUUAUUGUAACAGGAGACAUCAAUGCUGAAUGGCUCAGGGACUCCACGAAUCAGUUGGCACAGUACCAAGCAUUGGCCAAGAAAGACAAAAGGCUGGAGACCCUUAUUCUUGGUGCUAUUAACACACAAGCUGAGUAUGUUAUCGAAUCGCCAUAUUGCAAUGCUUUCCAGCCGCCGCCGCCCAGCGGUGAGCCUGCCGUCAACAACGGGCAAGACGAUACUGUCCAUCCAGCAUAUGAGCCUUCCAGGGUGUUUGAAUGCAAAUAUGAACUUGACUCGCUUGCUCAUUUCCUCGCCUUGGGGAAUCAAUUCCACAACAGUACUGGCUCAAAGGCAUUUUUGAAUUCAAGAUGGUACAUUGCCUUGGAUACCAUCCUCGAGGUUCUGACUGAACAAGCCAAACCAACCUUCAAUUCUGCAACUGGAAAAUUUGAGAAAAACGAAUACCUCUUUCGAAGAAUGACAAACCGGGGGACGGAGACGUUGAGUCUUUCGGGGAUUGGCAAUCCCCUGGGAGCGGGAACCGGACUUAUUCGAAGUGCUUUCAGGCCCAGUGAUGACGCUACGAUCUUAGGUUUCUUUAUCCCGGCGAACGCAAUGAUGGCUGUCGAGCUAAAGCGGACUGCUGAACUUUUGAAAUCCGCUGGGAAAGACGCUCUUGCUGGUAGAUUGAAAGAACAAGGUGAAACCAUAGAAAAGGGCGUAUGGGAACACGGUGUGGUGACCAAUAAGAUAUAUGGCGAAGUAUUCGCAUUUGAGGUCGACGGCUAUGGAUCUUCGAUUCUCAUGGAUGACGCUAACCUGCCGUCGCUGUUGGCACUACCUUUGCUAGGCUUUGUCGAUGCGAACAACAAAGUUUACAGGAAUACCAGAAAGAUGAUACUGGACCGAGCGGGCAACCCCUAUUGUCUCGUCGGAAAGGCUUUCUCGGGGGUUGGCGGUCCGCAUGUUGGGUUGCAACACGCUUGGCCUAUGAGUCGUCUUGUCCAGGCGAUGACGAGUAACGAUGACGAUGAGAUAAAGCAGGUCCUCAAUAAUGUCCGAGACACGAGCAAGCUUGGUCUUAUCCAUGAAAGUGUCAAUGUGGGGCGAGUGGCUGAUUAUACUCGAAGCUGGUUUGCAUGGGCUAACUCAGUCUUCGCUCAGACUAUUCUUGAUCUUGCAGCAAGGAAGCCGCAUCUAAUAUUUGGGGAGGGUGCGAAGCCGUUUGUCAUAGCCUGA
This is a messenger RNA of Letharia columbiana, 1647 nucleotides long. RefSeq lists its product as uncharacterized. Lineage: Eukaryota; Fungi; Ascomycota; Lecanoromycetes; Lecanorales; Parmeliaceae. Gene Ontology annotation, biological process: carbohydrate metabolic process. The record is from RefSeq and is a predicted model, not a curated record. The transcript is spliced from 3 exons. The coding region runs from base 1 to 1647 and encodes 548 amino acids.